AUGGAGCAUCCGAAUGAGGUGAGUGAUAUGGCAAAAUUAAACGUGUCACUAUACCGUACGAUACUUCUUGUGGUGACUACAGGAGGAUUCACCCACGCUGCACCUGUACUUGAAUUGGGGAGGGUACUCGCCGAACGUGGUCACAAAAUCGAAUUCGCAACCUUCGACGGCCAGGAGACAUGGGUUGAAGCUGACGGCUAUGAGUUCGUCAACAGGGUUCAUCUCCUAGGCUCCAAUCCACCUGCAGAUCAGAUAGAUGCCCACUACCGACGCAUGCAGGUCUGGGAUGUUCGUAAGGGCAUCGAGCCGCCACUCAUAUCUAAGGCUAUGUGGGACACUACCUGGCCACAGACAUAUCAUGGCCUGAAGGAGAUCAUGGACAACCCUGUCACCCGCCCGGACAUGAUUAUCGCCGAUUUCUUCGCGGAAGCUGCUCUUGAUAUGCACGUCGAAUAUAACUUGCCAAUUGCCAUCAUGGCUCCUAACUGGCCGCCUCUUCAACUGCCUUGCGCGUAUAUACCUGGCGAGCCCGGAUUUCAACUUCCAGGAACCAUGACUUCUGAGAAUUCUUCGUUAUGGCUACGGAUCAAAAAUGAAACGAUGGUAUGGAGGAAUUUACCCGCGAUCAUGAGGUUUUUCAGAGGGACUCGAAAGAUGCGCCGUGAGAAUGGUGUCUUCUAUCCAGUUCGCAAACCCAAAAAACCGGACUAUCUGCUCUUCGUGAACUCCUUCGUGGGGUUAGAAAUACCGCGAGACCUACCUCCAACCUGUGCACCAGUUGGACCAUUGCUAAGUCCUACUUGGCCUGCUCUGGGUCGCAAAUACGUCGAGUUCUUUGAAACACACAACUCCGUUCUUUACAUCGCUCUCGGUACACAUAUAAUUUUGCCCCAUAAUGAUUUCGUCAUCAUAGUGAGGGGAGUAAUUUCUAUGAUGCAAGAGCAAUUGAUCGACGGCGUGAUAUGGUCUAUUCCAGAAAGUGGCCGCAAAGACAUCGACAAAAACAAGAAGGUAUCCUUCGAGGUCGGUAACAAAGCAACCGUACUCAUUCUAGCAGACCUGUUAGCCAAUCGAAAUGAAGACUGGUACUUCCCGCACUUUGCUCCCCAGCGCGCGAUUCUCGACCAUCCAAAAACGAAACUCUAUUUCACGCAUGGUGGUGGCUCCAGUGCUAACGAGGCGGUCUUUCAUGGGAAACCAAUGAUUUGCAUGGGGAUAUUCUUCGACCAGACCGCCAAUUCAACUCGGCUUGUGGCCGCUGGAGUUGCUGAAAGUCUCGAUAAAAUGAAUUUCUCGUCCCAUGAGCUUUAUUCGAAAGCUAUGAAGAUUUUUGAAUCUGGCGAGCAUGGAUCAUACGCUCGCAACGUCUUGCGGCUACAACGAAUUGCACAUGUGGCUUCACGACGCAAGUAUUAUGCUGCAGACUUGAUUGAGGAACAUAUUUAUGACCAUGAGUUGCGGUUCGAUAAGAAAGGGAAAGAAAUACUUCCUAUGCAUCUCCAAACUGCGGACUCUCGAAUGUCGGGUUUCAAGGUCAAUAAUUUGGAUCUCUGGGGCGUGCUUUUAGUGGGUUCAGCUGCCACUGUAGGACUUGCAUGGCUUGCUGGUAAAUGCAUCUGGCAAAUUCGCAAUUCAUUUAUUUCCACGAAUUAUUGA
Messenger RNA from Penicillium angulare, 1656 nucleotides. RefSeq names its product glycosyltransferase. The record is from RefSeq and is a predicted model, not a curated record. The transcript is spliced from 2 exons. Bases 1 to 1656 code for a protein of 551 amino acids. Gene Ontology annotation, molecular function: UDP-glycosyltransferase activity. Lineage: Eukaryota; Fungi; Ascomycota; Eurotiomycetes; Eurotiales; Aspergillaceae.